AUGCCUCGCGGGAGAGGAUGGGGAAACGCUGAUAUCCCUUCAGUAGAGAUUGCAGCAGCAGCAGCAGCAGCACGAAUAGAAGCAGCAGCAGCAGCAGCAGAACGUGCAGCAGUAGAUUCAGCAGAAACUGCAUCGUCAUCAGCAGCAGAAGAUGGUGAACCAUCAGUAGCAGCAGCACGUGCAGCAGCAGCACCUGCAGCAGCAGCACCACCUGCAGCACCACCUGCAACAGCAGCACCACCUGCAGCAGCACCUGCAGCAGCAGCACCUGCAGCAGCAGCAACUGCAGCAGCAGCAACAGGAGGAACACCAGAAACAGCAGAAGCAGCAGAAGCAGCAGAAACACCAGAACCAAUACACUACCCAUACACCUCAGCUCUAGAGGAGCAGCGGCGCCUGCUGCAGCAGCAGCAACUGCAGCAGCAGCAGCAGAAGCAGCAGCAGCAUUGGAGUCCUUGGCGUGGUUGUCCUUUCGAUAAGGAGGAGACAGUUAUCCAUCCUGGUCCUUCUUCUGCCUCUAUAUCUACCUGCAGCAGCUUUAAUAGCGGUGCUGCUUCUGCUGCUGCUGCUGCUGGCAGCAGCAGCAGCAACCCACAUAAAGGUAGCUGUGGCCAAGCCACCACCUGCAGCAGCGGCAACAUCUGCAGCUGCAGCUUCUGCAGCAGCAGCAGCAGCAGCAGCAGAAGCACUGGUAACAGAACCAGUGGCAGCAGCAGUGGCAGCGGCAGUGGUUGCGGCAAUGGCAGCAGCAGUGGCAACAGCAACGGCAACAGAGGCAGCAGCAGCAGCAGCGGCAGCAGCAGCAGCAGCAACCGUUGGCUGGCUGGCCCCCCUCCCCACCAUUCUAGUUAUCGGGCAGCUCUGCAGCUUCGCGGCAGACCCCGUGGCCUAGGAGACUUCAUCCCCGUGCGGCAGCAGCAGCACCAGCACCAGCAGCAGCAGCAGCAGCAGCAGCAUCACCAAGGGCAGUCGAGGCAACGGUCGCAGCGGCAGCAGCAGCUGCAGCAGAUGCGUCUUGAGCACCAACGACGCCUAGAGGAGCAGCUGCGCCUUGAGAAGGAGGAGAGGGAGAGGAGACAGCAGCAGGAGCAGCAGCAGCAGCAGCUGGAGCAGCAGCACAAGCAGGAGCGAGACCAGCAGCGCCUGAGAGAUCAGCAGCAAAUGGAGCUACUGCUGCUGCUGCAGCGGAUGCAAGUGAAGGAGCAGCAGUUUGCUGCUGCUGCUGCUACUGCUGGCAGCAGCAUGCAGCAAGAAAACUUAAGCUUUCUUGGUGCUUAUGCAGCAGCAGGAGACAGGACGCAGCAGCAAGAAGAAGGGAGACAGCAGCAAGACUAUGCCGACAGACUGCGGCAGCAGCAGCUUCUGCUGCUACAGCAGCAACAGGAGCAGCAAGCAGAGAUGAUGGAUAUGUUUAGCGAGACUGUGUGGAGUUACCCGCAGCAGCAGCAGCACCAGUUGCUGCUGCAGCAGCAGCUGCAGCAGCAGCAGCAGUUUGCUGCCCUACACUUUACAGAUGCAGCAACAUCUCUAUGGUCCGUGAGGCCCCCUCCACUGCAUGUACAGCGACGGCUGCAGCAGCAGCAGCAGCAGCAAAGGGCUUCCCCUAUUCUAUCUACUGUGCAGCUGCAGCAGCAGCAGCAAUUGCUGCUGCUGCAGGACCCUGAGGAAGAAGAGGGACAAGAAGAGGAGACAGAGAGGUUACGUAUAUAUGUAGAGGAGAUAGCAGAGAGUCUUGUAGGUCCCAAGGGACCGGAUGAGCAGGGUCAACAGCAGCAGCAGCAGCAAGGACAGCAGCAGCAGCAGCAAGGGCAACAGCAGCAGCAGCAGCAGCAGCAGCCAGACUUUGAGCUAAUAUUUAGUAUAUUAAGACAAUUAUCUCCUCAUGUAACACCUGAGCAAAGAAAACUAUUAGAGGAUAUACUUAGAUGUAAGCCGGACACACAGAGCAGCAGCACCAGCAGCAGCAGCAGCAGCAGUAGUAGUAGUAGUAGUAGCAGCAGCAGCAGUAGCAGCAGUGGUAGUAGCAGUAGCAGCAGUAGUAGUAGCAGUAGCAGCGGCAGCAGCAGCGGCAGCAGCAGCAGCAGCAGCGAGAUUAGCAGCAAUCGUAGCAGCAGGAGCAGCAACAACAAUACUAAUAAUUCAUCUAAUGAUUCUUCCCUAUGGAAAAGACCAUACUGCACACCAACAUCACCAACAGCAUCACCAACAGCAGCAGCAGCAGCAGCAGCAGCAGCAGGAGCAGGAGCAGGAACAGGAGCAGGAACAGCAGCAGCAACACAAGCAACAGCAGCACAAAGAGGAGGAUCAGCAUGA
Messenger RNA from Eimeria maxima, 2313 nucleotides. RefSeq lists its product as hypothetical. Bases 1 to 2313 code for a protein of 770 amino acids. Lineage: Eukaryota; Apicomplexa; Conoidasida; Eucoccidiorida; Eimeriidae. The transcript is spliced from 3 exons. The record is from RefSeq and is a predicted model, not a curated record.